UUGCUACAUCCAAGCCGGGGGGGAGAGGAGCCCGGAGGAAGACCAGCUCCACUGCACUGCUCCUCCCCAACGGCACCGGCCACCUGUCACCCUGCAGCACCCCGCCUGUUCGUCCCCAGUUUACACAUCCAAACACACUGAAAGUUCCAGACCAGAGCCCUGGGAUGGGGAAGCGCAGACACCGAGGCUCCCGGGGAAGGACCCAGCCUGCACCAGAGGCCAGCUGCCGGCUCCGAGCCCCCCACCAGCCCCAGCCAUGAACAACCGGAGCCAGGAUGACCUUGGCACCGGCAGCUCGGAGCCCCUCCGGGUCGUCAUCAUCGGCAACGGUCCCUCGGGCAUCUGUCUGUCCUACCUGCUGUCCGGCUACACCCCCUACGUGAAGCCGGGUGCCGUCCACCCACACCCCCUGCUACGGAGGAAGCUGGCCGAGGCGCCGGGGGUCUCCAUCCUGGACCAGGACCUGGAUUACCUGUCUGAAGGCCUCGAAGGCCGGAGCCAAAGCCCUGUGGCCCUGCUGUUUGAUGCCCUCCUGCGCCCAGACACGGACUUCGGGGGAAACAUGGAGUCCGUUCUUACCUGGAAGCGCCAGAAGGAACGAGCCGUCCCCCACGUGGUCCUCGGCCGGAACCUGCCUGGGGGGGCCUGGCACUCCAUCGAAGGCUCCAUGGUGACCCUCAGCCAAGGCCAGUGGAUGGGGCUCCCGGACCUGCAGGUCAAGGAGUGGAUGCGCAGGAAGCGGAGAGGCCUUCGCAACAGCCGGGCCACGGCUGGGGACAUCGCUCACUACUACAGAGAGUACGUGGCCAAGAAGGGCCUGAGUCACAGCUUUGUGUCCGGCGCCACGGUCACGGCUGUGGAGUGGGGGACGCCCGAGUCCGGCGGCCCCCUCUUCCACGUGAGCGGCUUCGUGACCCGCGAGGCCCAGAGCCGGCAGCCCUUCUCCCUGUGCGCCCGCAACGUGGUCCUGGCCACGGGCACGUCGGACAGCCCGGCGCGGCUGGGCAUCCCCGGGGAGGCCCUGCCCUUCGUCCACUACGAGCUGGCGGCCCUGGAGGCGGCCGUGCGGGCGGGCACGGUGACCCCAGCCUCGGACCCGGUCCUCAUCGUGGGCGCGGGGCUGUCGGCGGCCGACGCGGUCCUGUACGCCCACCACUGCAGCGUCCCCGUGAUCCACGCCUUCCGCCGGCCCGUGGACGACCCCGGCCUGGUCUUCAACCAGCUGCCCAGGAUGCUGUACCCUGAGUACCACAAGGUGCACCAGAUGAUGCGGGAGCAGUCGGCGCCGUCGCCCAGCCCGUACGCGGGCUACCGCAGCCUCCCGGAGCACCAGCUGCUGCUGCUCAAGGCGGAUCGCCAGGCCGUGUUCCAGGACCGCGACGGCCUCCAGAAAGUCUUCGGGGUCUCCCUGGUGCUCGUGCUCAUCGGCUCCCACCCCGACCUCUCCUUCCUGCCUGGGGCAGGUGCUGACUUGGCCGUGGACCCCGGCCAGCCGCUGAGCGCCAAAAGGAACCCCAUCGACGUGGACCCCUUCACCUACCAGAGCACCCACCAGGAGGGCCUGUACGCUCUGGGGCCGCUGGCCGGGGACAACUUUGUGCGGUUCGUGCAGGGCGGCGCCCUGGCAGCGGCCAGCUCCCUGCUGAGGAAGGAGGCCAGGAAGCCCCCCUAACACCCGGCCUGGCGCCCUUGUCCCCAGGCCCUAAAGAGGAAGGGAGAUGAUACUGCCCUGCUAGACACCCCAGUGAUGGGGGGGCCUCCCCUGGCGGGAGACAGGAGGGGCCGGGAGCCCGCACAACGGGCCUCUCGGACGAAGAUGAGUGGGGAACCCCGGGCAGCCUGCACGCAGACCGGUGCCCAGGGCGGGAGCGGAGGCCGCAGGCCAGCGUAGGCUGCAACUUGGGGUGCAAGCUGCUGGUGGGAGCCGGGUCACCAGGGCCAGCUGAGCGCUGAGCCAAGAGGACUGCAGACCCCACUUGCCGAAUCAGGUCCCAAUUAAACCCAGUACCUGCCUCCA
Molecule: messenger RNA, 2017 nt
Organism: Suricata suricatta (meerkat)
Lineage: Eukaryota; Metazoa; Chordata; Mammalia; Carnivora; Herpestidae
Gene: OSGIN1
Product: oxidative stress induced growth inhibitor 1
Exons: 7
Coding region: 257-1672 (471 amino acids)
Source: RefSeq, a predicted model, not a curated record